Rhodofomes roseus is the source of this 830-nucleotide messenger RNA. RefSeq lists its product as uncharacterized. NCBI's taxonomy places the organism in Eukaryota, Fungi, Basidiomycota, Agaricomycetes, Polyporales, Fomitopsidaceae. The record is from RefSeq and is a predicted model, not a curated record. The coding region runs from base 68 to 691 and encodes 207 amino acids. The transcript has a single exon.
CAUUACACGAGUUCAGUCCUUUGUACUUCAACAUUGGGACAUUACGCCACAACACAAGAUAUAUAUUAUGUUCCUGAUAAUCAACAUGAUAGGGCGGCAGGGCAUAGGUCGUCGUCGAGGACGUAGACCGCGGUGCUCGGCGUUAGUGUCCCAAAACACGGGUAGCACCGUGAGUGCGCAGGGCGCAUACCGCACCCGCAACCCGCAAACCCGUACCCUUCCCGGAUACACCGCCGGUGUUGGCGGUGGACCGCGGGUUUGCUUACCUCGGUGGUAUCUGCGCGGCGUUGGGUUUGUUGCCUGCACCCCGUUGUCCUCGCUGUCCUCCCUCAGGCUGUUCACUCGCACUUGCGCCCACACGUUCCCGCCAUCCGCUCCCCGCCGACCCUUCGCCCGCAGGCGGGAGCAGCCGCUCGUGUGCGUCCGCACAAUUCCCGUCCACCCGCGCUGUCCGCACACCCUCCCGCCUGCUCGUUGCCGUGCCCGUAGUCACGGCGCGCUCGUCGGCCAUGCCUGCGUGCGGGAUAUUCACCCAGCACGCUCGCGGUUAGCGUGUGCGCUGUCGCCUGAGUGCUCGCCCGGCGUGCGCGCUGGGUCGGCGUGCACGCCCCGGCCCUGGCCCACGCUGACCGUCAGCUGUCCACCCGCGCUGCCCGCACACCCUCCCACCUGCUCGUUGCCGUGCCCGUAGUCGCGGCGCACUCGUCGGCCAUGCGUGUAGUCGCGGCGCGCUCGUCGGCCGUGUGUGUGUGCUGGGCAUUGGCACAGCACACUCGCGGUUGCCGUGUGCGUGGUGCUAAUCCGCGUCCUGUGCCUGUGUGCUUGCUCAC